AUGAGUGGUGCUGGUCCGCGCAGCUAUUCGUUACAGGUCGCGAGUCCACCUCGCAACGCGCCUGGCAUUACGCAGCUUUUGGAACUCUCUUGGGAUGAGUUACUGCAUGGUAUGAGGAGGGGGAGAGACCGAACAACUCUGUCUAGUCGUUCAAGAUUCCAAGCUCAACAAUCACGAGCGUUUAAAAAGAAUGACGCGAAGAUUGCUUCGCGGCACAAUCCUGGAAAGAAAAUCGCUGCGUUAACGAACCCUGUUCUCGCGCUUGCGCGCGAGUUUGCCAAUGUCUUCCCUGACAAGCUCCCUGCGGUUCGUCCUGUGGAUAGAAAAGUCGGCACGAGAUUGAUCUUGUUCCUGGUUCGAAGUACUGCGUCGCUCGACAGUGGCCGCUCUAUCGUGGCCAGGUAG
Molecule: messenger RNA, 405 nt
Organism: Peronospora belbahrii
Lineage: Eukaryota; Oomycota; Peronosporomycetes; Peronosporales; Peronosporaceae
Source: the annotation of a GenBank genome assembly